UCCGGUCUCGCCGCGCAGCUGCAGGGGUUGAACUUCCCGCCGGGUCCCUGCUGGGCCACGGCGAUGCUGCAGGUCCUGGCGCGGCUGUGAGGGGACGAAAGCGUCCCAGGUCUCUCCACCGUUGUUGACGGCUUCGCGCCCAGGACCGCCAUGUCCACGGGGUUCUCCUUUGGGUCCGGGGCGCUGGGCUCCACCACCGUGGCCCCUGGAGGGACCGGCACGGGCAGCGGGUUCUCCUUUGGGACCGGCACGUCUAGCACGCCUUCUGUGGGACUCAACUUUGGAACCCUCGGAAGCUCUGCCACCCCAGCAUCUACAUCUGCUUCUACCAGUGGUUUUGGAACAGGACUCUUUGGAGCUAAGCCUUCCACUGGCUUCACUCUAGGAGGAACAAGUUCAGGAACACCAGCUACUACAUCUGCAUCUACAACAGGCUUCAGUUUAGGAUUCAGUAAACCUGCAGCAUCUGCCACACCAUUUACCCUGCCUGGCACUUCUACCUCAGCGAGUGGGCUCACUCUUUCAUCUGCUCUGACAUCCACUCCAGCAGCAUCCACAGGAUUUACUCUAAAUAAUUUGGGAACAACACCAGCCACAACUACAACAGCAUCAACAGGGCUUUCUUUAGGGGGAGCCUUAGCUGGUUUGGGAGGCUCACUUUUCCAGAGUGCAAACACAGCAACAUCGGGCCUCGGACAGAAUGCUUUAAGCUUAUCUUUGGGAACUACGGCACCUGUUUCAACUGCAGGCAACGAAGGCCUUGGUGGUAUAGAUUUUAGCACCUCCUCAGAUAAAAAGAGUGAUAAAACAGGAACAAGGCCAGAGGAUAGUAAAGCACUGAAGGACGAGAAUCUGCCUCCUGUCAUCUGUCAGGAUGUUGAAAAUCUCCAGAAAUUUGUCAAAGAACAAAAACAAGUCCAAGAAGAAAUUAGUCGAAUGUCUUCCAAAGCGAUGCUUAAAGUCCAGGAAGACAUCAAGGCUCUGAAGCAGCUUCUGUCGUUGGCUGCCAGUGGGCUGCAGAGGAAUACCCUCAAUAUUGACAAACUGAAGUUAGAAACAGCUCAGGAGUUAAAGAAUGCUGAAAUAGCUUUAAGAACCCAGAAAACACCUCCUGGACUUCAACAUGAAAAUACAGCUCCUGCUGACUACUUCAGAGUCUUGGUUCAGCAGUUUGAAGUACAGCUUCAGCAGUACAGGCAGCAGAUUGAAGAACUAGAAAAUCAUCUUGCCACUCAAGCAAACAAUUCGCAUAUAACCCCUCAAGAUUUAUCGAUGGCUAUGCAGAAAAUUUAUCAAACAUUUGUAGCUUUAGCUGCACAACUUCAGUCUAUUCAUGAAAAUGUCAAGGUGCUUAAAGAACAGUACCUUAGCUACAGAAAAAUGUUUUUGGGUGAUGCAGUAGAUGUGUUUGAAGCCAGGAGAACAGAAGCCAAGAAGUGGCAGAAUGCACCCAGAGUUACUACUGGACCUACUCCCUUCAGCACCAUGCCAAAUGCGGCAGCCGUUGCCAUGGCUGCAACACUUACACAGCAGCAACAGCCUGCUACAGGGCCACAGCCAUCUCUGGGAGUUAGUUUUGGAACGCCAUUCGGCUCAGGUAUUGGCACUGGCUUGCAAUCAAGUGGCUUAGGUUCUUCAAACCUUGGAGGAUUUGGAGCUAGCUCUGGUUUCGGAUGCGGCACCACAGGGGCCUCCACAUUUGGAUUUGGAACAACAGAUAAACCCUCAGGAAGUCUUAGUGCAGGCUUUGGCAGCUCAAGUACGUCUGGGUUUAACUUCAGCAAUCCUGGCAUCACGGCAUCAGCUGGUUUGACAUUUGGGGUGUCCAAUCCUGCCUCUGCAGGGUUUGGAACAGGAGGACAACUCCUUCAGUUGAAGAGACCUCCAGCUGGAAACAAAAGAGGAAAGAGAUAAACAUGCGGGUCGAUGUGUUGGGAAUGCUUAGCAGGCGCCGCUCAUUCUAUGAUUCUAUUUUUCUAAUGAUGUAGUAAUUGAACUGCAUCUCGGGAGAUUUAUAACGUUUUGAUAUUCUUACUCUGGAAAUUGAACUUUGUUUACCUUACCAACAUCUUUCUUGUGAAUUCAAAAUCCAGUUGCAGUUUUGUUGCUAUUAUUUUUGACUCUCCAUGUAAGAAAUAUUGUGAUUAAAUUACUGAUUGAUAGCGGUUAAAAAAAACCAUCAACCUAUGAUUUAUUCUAGUGUUAAUAGCAAUGUUUUUAUGGCUAAGGUUUAUGCUGUGAAUACAUGCACAUUGAUUUCUUAUGCAGAUUGUAUGAACUCCAGGGCUUUUGGUAGAAGUAGUUUGUUCCUUGACAAGGCCUUUAGAACUGUGCUGCAGGGCAUUUUGUGGAUAUGUAUGUAAUUAUAUAUAGCAUAAUGCACACAACGUGUGUGCACAUGAAAUAUAUAUUUACACACCUACAACUCUUGCCUCAGACUGUUCUCCAUUUCUAGUGUGCUCAGUUACUCAUUUUAUGCUUUAGACUCUCAGUGCUGUCGGAGGAGCUCGGGGUAUCUUGUCAUUUCGUUUGUUCACUGGAAGUGACUAUCGGCAUACAUGUUUACUCCAUUCAACUUUAUUUAUAUUUUGACCCUUAGUAGUUACUCCAACUGAGGAAUGCUCUAAGGUUCAUCAAAAAGAUUUUAGAAACCUUUAUUAUCCUAUAUAUUCUCAUGGUACUACUAUGGAAUCUUUUGUCAUAGAUGAGAUGGACUUUAAGGAGUGUAUGUGAACUCCAGACUCAUGCUCUGGGGCAAAGAGCUAUUAAGCCAAAUUGAAUCUAUGCAGGUAAAGGAUGCAAUGUUAAUUGAGUGAGAACUUGUUUAGCUUUUCCAAUACAGAAUUCUUUUUUAUAGGUCUAUUGAGAAACCAAAUGAGGUGGCUUCUCAGCCUCUUAAUAUCUUGAGUGCUUAAUUUGGACUAGAGAAACUGCAUUUUAGGAUAAGUCAUUGUAGCAACCGUAAACUUCCUGGUUUCAAGAGUGGGUAGAGUUCCAGGGAGUGCCACACAAGUAUGUUAGGUUGUGUCUGUGUGACCUCUGUCUGUGCCACCAUCUGGUGUUGAGUGAGUGGAGAGGGAAUUGCUAUAGGACCAUGUCAGCAUGAAAUGUCUCUCAAUAGUUUUCAGGUAUAAGGAAAACAUGAAUUGCACAAGAAUAGUUUAAAUUUUUAUGUAGAACAUUUCAUACAUAAUGCUCAUCAGUGAAUAUUUUAGAAUCAUUUUUCACCAAGGCACCUUUUUUCUAAAAUAGGUGUGGUGUAUAUAGAUGCAUAUAUACACAUAUAUUUUUAGUAUAAUGUUAGUUGGGUUUGAAGUAUUGUUGGUCUGUUUUAUUUAUCUGCAUAUAACUGAUUGGCAUUCCUGAAUUCAAUAUUUGCAUCUUGAUGUAUUAACAUAAGGAGAGCUAUCUGUCUCUGAGUACUAAACUUGUUUUUAUUUGUAUAUUUUUGUAAUUCUGCAAUCCUCAGUCUAGAUUACAGGGGAGGAUAGGAAAAAGGUGUACUUUGACAUUUUAAAUUACUGUUCAGUUACAUAUACCAUUACAAAAAUAAUACUGCUUUGUUGUUUUUUAAGGACAUUGUAAUGUGCUGCAAAUACCUGAAUAUUUAUAUUUCUCUUUUUUUCUUUAUCUACAUUUUCAUGUGUUGAACCACUGGAGACUUGUAGCGUUCAUUUGUGGCAGGAGUCGGUGUUGUCCUUGUCUCCUUUGUCUUCACCUUGUCCAGAGCCUGUAUGGAAACAAUAAAAUUGUGCUAGCUGCUUUAAA
This is a messenger RNA of Arvicola amphibius (Eurasian water vole), 3768 nucleotides long. It is a transcript of the gene Nup58, whose product is annotated as nucleoporin 58. Lineage: Eukaryota; Metazoa; Chordata; Mammalia; Rodentia; Cricetidae. The record is from RefSeq and is a predicted model, not a curated record. Gene Ontology annotation, molecular function: structural constituent of nuclear pore. The coding region runs from base 151 to 1914 and encodes 587 amino acids. The transcript is spliced from 15 exons. Gene Ontology annotation, cellular component: nuclear pore. Gene Ontology annotation, biological process: nucleocytoplasmic transport.